Molecule: messenger RNA, 282 nt
Organism: Iphiclides podalirius (scarce swallowtail)
Lineage: Eukaryota; Metazoa; Arthropoda; Insecta; Lepidoptera; Papilionidae
Source: the annotation of a GenBank genome assembly
AUGCUAGCUACUUACUACGAUCUGUCUCGGAAUGGAUUCAAGGCCCCCACGAAGGGUGCGCGGGGAGAGGCAGCGGCAGGCGCGGGUUACGUCACCGCGCUCUCCGGGGCGCCUCGAAUAUUUGACGGCGCCCCUCAAAAAUUAAGCGGUGCGGCUCAAAAAUCGGGCGGCGCGGCUCAAGAAGCGGGCGGCGCGGCUCAAAAAUCGGCCGGCGCGGCUCAAAAAGCGGGCGGCACGGCUCAAAAAUCGGCCGGCGCGGCUCAAAAAUCGGCCGGCGCGGCU